Messenger RNA from Eleginops maclovinus (Patagonian blennie), 3770 nucleotides. It is a transcript of the gene eif4g2a, whose product is annotated as eukaryotic translation initiation factor 4, gamma 2a. Gene Ontology annotation, cellular component: eukaryotic translation initiation factor 4F complex. Lineage: Eukaryota; Metazoa; Chordata; Actinopteri; Perciformes; Eleginopidae. The transcript is spliced from 19 exons. Bases 597 to 2678 code for a protein of 693 amino acids. The record is from RefSeq and is a predicted model, not a curated record. Gene Ontology annotation, molecular function: translation initiation factor activity; protein binding; mRNA binding.
CUCUUUUCCCUCCCACUCCCGGAACAUUAUUCUUUUCAGAUAUACUUUGUCAAGCCGCCAAAGUGGAGAGUGUCGUUGCACCAGGGGGGCCUUCUCGUUUCAGCGAGUUCCUGGGGAAAGCCCCAGGAUCUGGCGUUCAGAGAUGGGUACCUUCUCGAAGCACUAGACGAGAUGCCAACUCCUCCAACGAGAAAGGGCAACAUGACGCAAUCUUCAGGAAAGUGAGAGGCAUACUUAAUAAACUGACUCCUGAGAAGUUUGACAAACUAUGCCUUGAGCUCCUCAAUGUGGGUGUAGAGUCAAAACUAAUCUUGAAAGGAACCAUCUUGUUGAUUGUUGACAAAGCCCUCGAAGAGCCAAAGUAUAGUCAGUUAUACGCUCAACUAUGCCUACGCUUGGCAGAGGAUGCCCCAAACUUUGAAGACCCAUCAGAAAAUCCAGGAACCUCUAAGCAGAAUACUACCUUCAGACGGCUUCUGAUUUCCAAGCUUCAAGAUGAGUUUGAGAACCGCGCCAAAAAUGUUGAAACCUUUGACAAAAAUGACGACCCACUCACUUCUGAGGAGGAGGAGCAGCGCUCUAUUGCAAAGCACAAGAUGCUUGGCAACAUCAAAUUCAUCGGGGAACUUGGCAAGCUUUCCCUCAUCCAUGAAUCUAUCCUUCAUAAGUGCAUCAAAACACUUUUGGAGAAGAAGAAGAGAGUCCAACUUAAGGAUAUGGGUGAAGAUUUGGAAUGCCUCUGUCAGAUAAUGAGAACAGUGGGACCUAAACUCGAUCAUGCAAAAGCUAGGUCUCUGAUGGAUCAGUACUUCAGUCGCAUGCGGUCCUUAACAAACAACAAGGAACUGCCAGCUAGGAUUCGUUUCCUGCUGCAGAAUACAGUGGAGCAGCGCGAUAACCAUUGGGCUGCUCGCAAGGCGUAUUCUGACAACGGACCAAAGACGAUCAACCAAGUUCGUCAGGAUGCAGUAAAGGAUUUGGGUGUUUUUAUUCCACCGUCAUCUGAUGGCAUGAGGAAUGAAUUCUUCAUGGAAAACUCCUACCUGCCACAAAGGAUCAAGUUUGACAGGGAAACUCUUGGUGGGCUGGCUGAUAUGUUUGGACAAAUGCCAGGAAGCGGCAUUGGUACAGGUCCAGGAGUCAUACAGGACCACUAUUCCCCCACCAUGGGACGUCAUCGCCCAAAUCCACUCUACAACGGCCACAUGGGAAAUGGCAAUGGUUCACACCAGCCUCAGUUUGAAGCUGGAAGCAAACCGUAUAUAAAACCAAACCAGGGGCAGGGCUCACCAGUGUUCAACCACAAACAGAAUCAUGCAGUGCAGAUGCAGUCUAAGGAUUUGGCUCCACGUUUUGUCAAGAAGGGGAAGGUCAAUGCUGAUGAGAUCAGUCUGAGGCCCGCGCAGUCGUUCAUCUUGAGUAAGAAACAAAUCCCCAAACUGCAGCCACAGAUUACUAUGAUUCCUUCAAGUGCUCAAGGACCUCCUCUUGGACAGUCUCCACAGCUUGGCCUGAAAACCAAUCCUCCUCCAAUUCAGGAGAAGCCAGCAAAGUCUACUAAAAAACCUCCCCCAACUAAGGAAGAGUUGUGCAAGAUGACCGAGACUUUGGUGGCAGACUACCUGAACAGCAAGAAUGCCGAUGAGGCAGUGAACGCUGUGAGGGAGAUGAAGGCGCCGAAACACUUUCUGUCUGAGAUGCUGAACAAGAUCGUGGUCUAUUCUCUUGAUCGUUCAGAUGAGGAUAAGGAACAUGCGAGCACCCUGGUCCAUGCUAUCUGCACCGAGGGUUUUGCCACUGGUGAAAAUCUAAUGCAGGCAUUUUUGAGUGUUCUGGACCAGUGUCCCAAGAUCGAGGAAGAAAUCCCACUGGUGAAGUCCUACCUGGCACAGUUUGCGGCACGUGCCAUCAUAGCUGACCUCGUCAGCAUCGCAGAUUUGGCCCAUCACCUGGAGAACGGAGCACACUUCCCACUGUUCCUGCUCUGCCUGCAGCAGCUGGUCAAACUGAAGGACCGCGAGUGGCUGGGAGACCUGUUCCAGCUGAGCAAGGUCAACAUGCAGAAGAUGCUUCCUGAAAUCGACCAGAACAAGGACAGGAUGCUGGAGAUUCUCGAUGGGAAAGGUCUCAGCUUUUUGUUCCCACUGAUGAAACUGGAGAAGGAGCUGCUGAAGCAGAUCAAAGUAGAUCCCUCCCCCCAGUCCAUCUACAAGUGGAUCAAAGACAACAUCUCUCCGAAACUCCACACUGACAAAGGCUUUGUCAAUAUCCUUAUGACCAGUUUCUUGCAGUACAUCGCUUAUGAGAUCAACCCUGACGAUGAUGAAGAGCAGCUCUCGGCACCCUCUAAGGAGCAGCUGGAUGAGGAGAAGCAGCAGCUGCUGUCUUUCAAGCCUGUGAUGCAGAAGUUCCUUCACGAUCACAUUGAACUGCAAGUCGCAGCGAUGUAUGCCCUGCAGGUUCACUGCAAUACCAAGGGUUUCCCCAAAGGUAUGUUACUGCGCUACUUUGUGAACUUUUACGACAUGGAAAUAAUCGAAGAAGAAGCCUUCCUCUCAUGGAAAGAAGAUGUCACCCAAGAGUAUCCAGGGAAGGGAAAAGCAUUAUUUCAGGUGAACCAGUGGCUGACCUGGCUGGAGACAGCAGAAGAAGAAGAGUCUGAGGAUGAAGAGUACUGAGGAACAGGCCAAAGCCAUGUGUUAUCAGGAUGCAAUGAAUUUUUUUUUUUUACGUCUCCUUAUGCUCCACCCCCCCCCCCCCCCCCCCCUAAACUCUAACUCCUCCCCUCUCCUUGUUUAUGAAUAUUUUCCAACCACUGUUACAAUUCAUUCCACUAUGAAAUGUUUUGCCAGAUCAAGCCAGCAUCACCACCAUAAUAUUCAUAUUGUAUUUAUGCUUUCCUUUCUAAUCUUUGAUAUAAUUUGAUGUCCUGCAGCAGAUCUUUUAUACAUUUCACUCUUGGGUUGUUUUCUUUAACAGUAGGCAGUAUUUUGCAGGAAACCGUACCAGCACCAAACCUGACCCAUUUAUCACCUUUUACAUCUGGUAGGAGUCACCAAGUGCUGCCAUAACUAUCUACUCAAAAACUGUUUACAAAAGAGAAAAGGCUCUAAUGUAUUGCAAAGAGACUUCUCUCAUUGUUUUGUCUGCAAUUGUUAAAUCAGUUUUUAGAUGCACUUUGCUCAACAUCAUGAGUCGUUGCAAUAGUAAGAUACACUUUUCUUGAUUUGUUAAAACAUCUCAAUUUGCAGUUUUUGGCUGCCAUAAUUAUUAUGGUUUUCUUGUGCUAAAAAGCAGAACAUUCUGUCUGAAUUCAAAUGAUGUGGAUUUGACAAUUACUAACGAAAAUGGGCUGUUUUGAUUUGCACAGUGAUUUCUUUAGUGACCCACAUUAAGUUCAAAGAAUCAAGAGCUUUUUAUGUACAAAACUUUUGUGCUGUUAGGAAUUAAUCUGUGUGGCCUUUUAAUUUAUCAAUUCAUAUGGAUAUACCUCUAAUGUAUCUCGGACUAUACUUGAAUGUCUCGGUUUCAACAUCGAGACAGCCAAAGCUUAGUUUCCUGUGCAACAGUUGUUCACCACCAUGAGUGGAAAUUUUACGUCAGUUUGCCAUAUUUGUCAAGUUUUUAAAUGGUCUUUUUAUCUUCAUGAAAUUACAAAGAAUGUACUGUAUGUGUACACUUUCUCCUUCUUUGGGGUGUCACUGUAAUGUUUAGUGCAAGAAGUUAAGUGUACAACUACAGAUCAACCUUGAAUAAAGUUUAACAGUUCA